Molecule: messenger RNA, 1915 nt
Organism: Cercospora beticola
Lineage: Eukaryota; Fungi; Ascomycota; Dothideomycetes; Mycosphaerellales; Mycosphaerellaceae
Product: cytochrome P450
Molecular function (GO): iron ion binding; heme binding; oxidoreductase activity, acting on paired donors, with incorporation or reduction of molecular oxygen, reduced flavin or flavoprotein as one donor, and incorporation of one atom of oxygen
Source: RefSeq, a predicted model, not a curated record
UCCAGCCUGGCAGUACCAACAAUUACAGGCAGAACUGCUUCUCCGCCUCCGCAUAUGACCUUCCUUUCUGCUGACUCUGCUCUUGUUGAUUGUGUGCCAGCUCUUUCACUCCUCGCUCGUAGUUGGUGGCAUCGUCCAGCAUGAACUUCGCGGAGCUGAACUCUACGACCAAGGCCGUCGCAGGCUUGGCCGUAUUGUACGUCCUCUACCAAAUCGCCACCUCAGUCGACUUAUGGAGCAAGCGACGAGCAUUGAAGCGCGAGAAAGGCUGCUUGGAAGCUCCCAAGUGGCCACAAAAAGAUCCCAUCUUUGGGCUGGACGCCUUCUUCGAGAACAUCGCCGCGCUCAAGGCCCAUAAGAUCCUGGAAAUAAGCACCGAUCGCUUCCGGCAAGCUGGAGCAAAUACAUUCCAGAUCAUAGCUCUUGGUCGGCGCAUCCAUACGACGAUCGAGCCUGAGAACCUCAAAGUCAUCCAAGCCAUAGACCACAAGAAAUGGAGUCUGGGCACCCGCCGCAAGAUCGGAUUUCGUCCUCUGCUAGGCGAUGGCAUCUUCACAACCGAUGGCGCUGAUUGGAAGCACUCCCGCGAAAUGCUCCGACCAAGCUUCGUCAGAUCUCAGGUUGGCGAUGUGGCAACCUUCGAGAAGCACGUCUCGAAACUCAUUGCGACAAUCAAUCCAACGCAAGAAGUGGACUUGUCUGAACUUUUCUUUCGUCUUACAAUCGACAGCGCAACGGAGUUUUUGUUCGGCGAAUCGACGGAUUCGCUCUCCAAAAAUACCAAUGACGGUUUCGCCGAGGCUUUCACCCUGUCACAAGAUUUCAUAGCUAAUCUGUCCCGCUGGGGUUCAUGGGCGAAGCUAUUCCCCGCGAACAAGCGUUUCCAGAAGGACAAGGAGUUCGUCCACAACUUUGUCGACUAUUAUGUGCAGAAAGGUCUCGCCAAGCGGAACGAGCUGCUAGCCGAGAAAGACAAGGCCGAAAACAAUGGCCGAUACGUCUUCAUCGAUGAGCUAGUCCGACAAACAACUGAUCCUAUCAGGAUCCGGAGUGAACUUCUGAACAUUCUACUUGCAGGCCGCGACACUACUGCCAGCCUUCUAUCCAAUACCUGGUUCAUGCUCGGCAAAAGACCAGACAUGUGGGCCAAGCUGCAAGCGGAAGUCGCUCAACUCAACGGUGCUCAGCCGUCAUUCGAGCAACUCAAAGAGUUGAAAUACCUCAAAGCAUUGCUCAACGAAUCACUUCGACUUCAUCCCGUGGUACCCAUGAACAGCCGUGAAGCUAUCGAGGACACAACUCUUCCCGUAGGCGGAGGUCCCGAUGGUUCUGCGCCGCUCUUCAUCCCGAAAGGUGAAGUCGUGGCGUGGAACGUCUACGCCAUGCACCGAAGAAAAGACUACUACGGCCAGGAUGCCGAAGAGUUCAAACCUGAGCGAUGGCUCGAUGACCCCGAGACAGGCAGGAAAGGUCUGCGGCCCGGAUGGGAGUACUUGCCUUUCAAUGGCGGAGCACGAAUUUGUCUCGGACAACAAUUCGCAUUGACAGAAGCCAGCUACACGACUGUACGGCUCUGUCAAGCCUUCUCCAGCCUCGAAGGACGAGAUCCAGAGCCCUGGACCGAAGGCCUCACUCUAACAUGCACAAGUUUCAACGGCACCAAAGUGAUUCUGACACCACGAUCGUAGGCAGCUCUUUGCUCGAUCCCUGCAUUCUGCUUUGCGGCGGCUGCAGAUAUAUGUACAGCUCAUUGACGACGAUCACGACUUCUUCGAUAAUAACAACGCACACAAUCUUAAUGGGCAAACGAUCGCCCCUCACUCGCUUAUUUCACAAUUUCAGUCUUCAAGUCCUGCGGCCAGUACGGCUUGUCGUAGCCAUUGCCUCGAGUGCCGACGUUGUAUUCCAGCUUGAC